UUGGGACGUUUUGACUACAAGCUGAUACCCACUACCAGAUGCAAAGGCAAGCAGUUGUUGAUGCAUAAGGGAUUCACGUAUUACCAGCACAUGUUCACUCGAUUCUUUUACUGUUCGAAGCGAAAGACCGGAUGUCUCGCACGCAUCAAGCUCGACUCUGACGGUAGUAUAAUCUUCGCCGACCGUAACCACAUCCACGGCGCGCCUAACUACAUGAAGUUACCAUCGGGAGAUUACGUUAAAUUAUGA
Messenger RNA from Parnassius mnemosyne (clouded apollo), 249 nucleotides. The record is from the annotation of a GenBank genome assembly. NCBI's taxonomy places the organism in Eukaryota, Metazoa, Arthropoda, Insecta, Lepidoptera, Papilionidae.